This is a messenger RNA of Drosophila ananassae, 2646 nucleotides long. Its product is annotated as RNA polymerase II degradation factor 1. The record is from RefSeq and is a predicted model, not a curated record. Bases 152 to 2452 code for a protein of 766 amino acids. Lineage: Eukaryota; Metazoa; Arthropoda; Insecta; Diptera; Drosophilidae. The transcript has a single exon.
AUAACCCCGCCGAAGGACCCACCAUCCUUUUUUUAAACUUUCAAACUGAAAACAAUUCAAAAUUUCAUGUCAUGCCGGAAAACAAAUUUAAACGGAAGCAUUGUAUAAUUAGUUGACUUUUCGAAGCGCUUUCCCAAAAACAAAAAACGAAAUGCCAACCAGCAGUACUACUCGAGUGGUCAAAACCAGUCCCUAUUGGCGCACUGUCAGCGGUCCAAAGAAAUCGGUGCCGUCCUUCCAGUCGGCCACGGUGCCGCCCAGAUCGGGGAUAUCGCAGGCCCAGUUCAACAACCGGAUAGGCCAGCAAUUGCUGCGCACUCUCGUCCAGAGUCUGCCCUCGGCCACGCAGAACAUCCGCUCCAGAUCGAACUGCACGCACAGCUUCCGUCGUCGCAUGCGCCCGGCUAGCUGCAGAUCCCUUCGCACCCCGGAAUCGGCUAUCGCACCCCUGCCCACCACAGGGCCGUACCAAACGAAGCCCAACGUCAAGCUAACUACCGGAGUAUCUGUCCGGCCAGUGGCCGGUAAGGACCGAAAAGCAGCUGGCGCAUCGGACUCUCAAUAUGCCCAGAAAUCCAUUGAUACUAUAAUAAAGCGGCGCCAGGAGAAUCCGGCGGUGAAGGCCAAGGCCAGGGAGGAGGAGUUCGAACGGAUUCCGCCGGCCAGAUCAGCCGUAGCAUCACCGGUGGCCGAGAGCCCAGAAACUGGGGAAAGCGAAAAGAGCCCUCCAUUGGGCCCUCUAUUGGAAAAGCGGGCGAAUGCCGCCAAUCCUGAGACUGCAUCCAAGACAGCUAGCCAAAAGAGUUCCAUCCCAACUAGCCAGUUGAACUCUAGGAAUAUCAGUAACUUUCCGUCAAGGCGGGAGAGCCAAGAUAAGGAACCGCAGUCCAACUUUUGCGAAGAUGUCAAGAAGGCCAAUUUUUGCGAAGAUGCCAAGAAGGCCAAUUUUUGCGAAGAGGCCAAGAAGGCCAGUGAGUCGUUGGAAGGCGGCUCGAUAGAGAAGGAGUCUAAGGAAUCGGCUGGUGCCUCCAACAUGAAGAUCUUUCCCUGCUUUCGUGGCGAUUACCCGACCCGCCAUCGGCCCGACUCGUAUCAAUGGUUUCAGGCCGCGGGACCGAGUUGCGGUAACAUCAUGACCAUAUGCGACGAGGACCAGCAGCUCAUGGGUGAGACGGAAAUUAUGACGUCCUGCGAGGUGACCGAGGCCCAUUUCCUGAGCAUCGAUUGCGACGAUGAUGGGGACAACACGACCGGACCACCUUGCACCAAAUGCCAAGAGUCUACCAUGUGGACGAGCCAAGCUCCAACCAUGUUCGCGCAGCAACAACAGCAACAGAUGCCGCAGCAGCGACAGCAGCAGAUGCCGCAGCAGCAGCAAACUCUGAGUUGGUUCGGAUCCAACAGUCAACAAGGAAAUCCGUACAUGCAACAGAACUCCAUGCAGCAGCUGCAACAGCAGCCCUUUAUGCAAAAGAAACAGGGCCGCAUGCAGAACAACAUGCAACAGCACCCAUGCAUGCAGCAGCAACACCCAUACAUGCAACAGCAGCAGCAACAGAUGAAUUAUAUGCCACGUCCAGGAUGUGGACAGGGCAACAUGCAGCCGUCCAUUCGGAGCUGCGAUACUGAGAAUCAGAUGAGCAACCAGUACUCUUGCAGCUCGCAAAUGCCGCAGGAGAAACAGCAAAUGCUGCAGAAAAUGCAAUACCAACAGCAGGAUCAGAACUGCUUGACCGAACUGCUGGCCCAGGAGCUGAAGCAGCAGAUGCAGGAUGCCCAGGCCCAGAUUGCUCAGGUGCAACUGCAACUGAAUAGCGCUUGUGGGGCGACGAGGGUGCGGAAGAUGCAUGUCCUGACCCAGAACGGCACCGAGGAUCCUUCCUGGUCACCAACCACUCAAUUCUUUUCUUCCGUCGGCAAGGAUUCUAUUGACCUAGAAGACGGAAAUCUGGGUCGUGAUGAGGAUGGCGUCGAUGAUGACAUGAAUAGCUGCUUCGCACCAUGUUCGCAGGGGAAUUAUGGGCAGCAAUUGCAGCCAUCCCAACAGCAGGUUAUGCCUGGCAGUUGUCCGGGCAUCGGUAUGCCCUCUCAAUCGGGAAUGUCCUUUCCCUAUUGCUAUCCUGGCCAGCAGAACCAACAACAACCCAUGCAAUUGGGCAUCUAUCCGGUGCCCAUUUCGGCUCCCGAUCAAAGUCAAAUGUUCCAGCAACGGCCCUGUCCUGGUCCUGGCCGGCAACCGAAUGCCUAUCCUACGGAAUUCUCUCUGAUGCAGCAGCAACAGCAGCCAAUGCCGGGCUGUCCUAGCCAGCAGCAACCAAAUGGAUCGACCUGUUCCCAGCAACAGAAUCCGGGCCAGCAAUCGCAGUCGAGUAUGUGUCACUUUUGUCCGAGUUGCUAUUGCCAGCGAUACGCCCAGAUGCGAUUCAUGAUGCCGCGCUGUUGGCCUCGCUAGUAUCCCUAAGCCCGUAAUGUAUCUUACCUUGCACAAAAUCCAAAAGAUUGUGUUUAGUGCCAGAUAAGAUACUUUACCAAUUAAAUAAUGUAAGCCAUGAUGCACUGAAUUGUGCAAUUCUUCCGUUUAAAAUUAAAGUCAAUCGGAGAAUUGAAAAGACCAAAGAAACUAAUAAAUUAUUGAUUUAAAUUUUA